AUGGCUCCCGUUCUGAAGAAGUACAAGGCCGCGGCAGUCAAUGCCGAGCCUGGCUGGUUUGACCUGCAGGAGUCUGUUCGACGAACUAUCCAUUGGAUCGAUGAAGCUGGUAGCGCAGGCUGCAAGCUCAUCGCUUUUCCCGAGCUCUGGAUCCCCGGUUACCCAUACUGGGCCUGGAAAGUGACUUACCAAGAGAGCCUGCCGCUCCUGAAGAAAUAUCGCGAGAACAGUCUCGCAUCCAACUCGGAUGAAAUGCGCCGCAUCCGCGAAGCCGCCAGAGCUAACAAAAUCUGGGUGUCUCUCGGAUACUCGGAGCUUGAUCUUGCCAGUCUGUAUACGACUCAGGUCAUGAUCAGCCCUGCCGGCGAUGUCAUCAACCACCGUCGCAAGAUUCGCGCAACUCACGUCGAGCGUCUGGUUUUCGGUGAUGGUACUGGCGACACCACCGAGUCCGUCAUGGAUACCGAAAUCGGCCGCAUUGGCCAUCUCAACUGCUGGGAAAACAUGAACCCCUUCAUGAAGGCGUACGCCGCCUCUCUCGGCGAGCAAGUGCACAUUGCUGCCUGGCCUCUGUAUCCUGGCAAGGAGACCCUCAAGUACCCUGACCCGUACACCAAUGUGGCUGAAGCGAAUGCCGAUGUAAUUACCCCUAUCCAUCCGUGGAGACUUGAUCUGAUCGCUGACAAGACCGCUCAGCUCGUGACCCCUGCUUAUGCCAUUGAGACUGGCUCCUUCACUCUCGCCCCGUGGCAGACGAUUACUGCCGAGGGUAUCAAGCUCAACACUCCUCCCGGAAAGGAGCUCGAGGAUCCUAACAUCUACAAUGGAAACGGCCGAAUCUUCGGACCCGAUGGACAGAACUUGGUCCCCCACCCUUCCAAGGACUUCCAAGGACUUCUCUUCGUUGAUAUUGAUCUUGACGAGAUUCAUCUGACCAAGUCUCUGGCCGAUUUCGGUGGUCACUACAUGCGUCCCGACCUGAUCCGCCUGCUUGUUGAUACCAAUCGCAAGGAUCUGGUCGUCCACGAGGACCGAGUCAACGGCGGAGUUGUCUACAGUAAGACCAUUGACCGCGUCGGACUUUCAACACCUUUGGAUGCCGCAGCUCCCGAGGCACCCUUAGAAAGCAAAUAG
This is a messenger RNA of Penicillium soppii, 1134 nucleotides long. RefSeq names its product carbon-nitrogen hydrolase family protein. The transcript has 3 exons. The coding region runs from base 1 to 1134 and encodes 377 amino acids. NCBI's taxonomy places the organism in Eukaryota, Fungi, Ascomycota, Eurotiomycetes, Eurotiales, Aspergillaceae. The record is from RefSeq and is a predicted model, not a curated record. Gene Ontology annotation, molecular function: cyanide hydratase activity. Gene Ontology annotation, biological process: cyanide catabolic process.